GGCCAAAACCCUCAGACGAAGAAACUUCUAGACACUUACUCUGAGAUGGCGAGACGUUUGAUUCCGGCGUUCAAUCGCGUAUUGGUUGAGAAAAUCCUUCCUCCCUCUAAAACUAAUUCCGGCAUCCUGCUUCCUGACAAGACCCCCAAGCUGAACUCUGGGAAAGUUGUGGCAGUUGGUCCUGGAGCUCGUGACAGGGACGGGAAACUUAUUCCUGUUAGUGUGAAGGAAGGAGACACUGUUCUUUUGCCUGAGUAUGGAGGCACAGAAGUGAAGCUUGGUGAAAAAGAGUAUCUCCUGUACAGGGAUGAAGAUAUCCUGGGAACGCUUCAUGACUAACAUGAGAUAGUGCUCACGAAUUCAGAAUCUUGGCUCAGUAGCACAGAGAAGUUUUAGUUGGUCUUUUCUUGAUUGUGCAAGUACUCUAUUUUGCAUUAAGACAGUCAUUGAUAUUGACCCUAAUGGUUACUGGGAACAUGUCAGAAACUUCAAAAACCUAUUAUUCAUAAAGGACUAUUUUGCUAAAGUUCUUUGUUUUGUUUUCAGUUAUUGUUUUAUUUAGAGUUUCUAAAGCUUUGGAGUUUUCAUCAAAUUAAAGUUAAAUCUUUUAGAGUGGUUUUUAAGCAAACUCAGUCUCUUGCUCUCUUCACAACCCUUUUCUCUUCUAGCAUCCGCUGAUUUGCCGAGAGCGUAUGAUUUAUGGUUUUAACAGAAUUGAUGAUGAAGCAAUCAGGAAGGCUUUUACUUAAUCGGUUGUGUCUUCAGAUGGAACCAGCCAUAUUUUCUUCUUUGUACCAAAAUGAAGCGUCCCUGUCAAAAGGACUCAAGCCUGAAUCUCUUGUUUUCUGCUGUAAUAAUGACUCUUCGACAACUGCCAAGAGUGCAUCUCUUUGCCCUAACAACAAGGCUAGCAAGGAAACUCCAUGUGCAACCACGCCCACACCAACUGGUAAGGUAUGAUAGCAAUGCUACUGGAGACCUCACUGCCAGUUGCCACAAC
Messenger RNA from Rubroshorea leprosula, 1000 nucleotides. NCBI's taxonomy places the organism in Eukaryota, Viridiplantae, Streptophyta, Magnoliopsida, Malvales, Dipterocarpaceae. The record is from the annotation of a GenBank genome assembly.